Bursaphelenchus okinawaensis is the source of this 2871-nucleotide messenger RNA. The record is from the annotation of a GenBank genome assembly. Lineage: Eukaryota; Metazoa; Nematoda; Chromadorea; Rhabditida; Aphelenchoididae.
AUGUACGAGGUUGUGUGGGUAGGUUUUUGUACAGUUUCGAAAUUUUUUAAAUUUCGAUUUUUUUAAUUUUAAAAUUAAAAAUUUUUGAAAAAUCACCUUUAAUUUCAGCCGGGGGUAGAAGGUUUUGAAGUUUUUUUCAAUUUUAGAAAAAAUGUCUACAGGGAGUAUUACGUUUGUUUUUUUAAUUGAAAAAAAGCUACUGUCACCCGCAGGCUGCAGAAAACAAAAACAAACUGUUUUCAUGGAGAAAUGGCAAGAACUUUCUUUACAAAACGAAAAAUGGCAAGAACUUUCUUUACAAAACAAAAAAUGGCAAGAACUUUCUUUCCAAAAGUUAAAAUGAAUAAUUUCAGCGUCUUAAAUGUGCGAAACAGUCCAAAAUGGCUGUAACGAUGCGGCCGAACAUUGUCCGCCGACGUUCCUCGUCCAACCUCGCCAACUCUAACUUAUCGACCACGAAUCGACGGUCGAGCAUUAGUCAAAAGGAUAUCGACUACAUUCAAAGUGUUUUGUCGGUAAAGAAUGUAAAAUUUUUUUAAAAAUGUGGAAGAAACUUUCUUUACAAGACAAAAAAUGGCAACAACUUUCUUUACGAAACAAAAAAUUGCAAGAACUUCCUUUACAAAACAAAAAAUUGCAAGAAUUUUCUUUACAAAACAAAAAAUUGCAAGAAGUUUCUUUACGAAACAAGAAUUGGCAAAAACUUUCUUUACAAAUCCAAAUUUUUUCAAAUUUCAGCGUAAAAAGCAAGUAUCCAACCAGCUGACCCUAAUAUUCAUGGUGUUAUUCCCCAUCUUCAUCCACCUUUACUACCCAUUCGUCUCAACAUACCAUGGUCGUAUCACUAAGCUCCAUAAGUUUAAGCUACACGACUUUCUACCACCAUUAAAACAAAUCACACCGUACUUAAUAGUAUCAGCCACAGUACUACUCCAAUUCCUCUUCUUCUGGCUUCUACCGGCUACUGUAAAAAUCUACCGUACCCAGGCAAAUCAGUUGUUUCGACAACAUUGUAAUGCCUUUAGCGGGAUGGUACUAAAUGCCCUAGUUUUUGGGCUUGGAGCCGCGUUUAGGUGGUACAGUCCAACGCUGAUUUUUGAUAAUUGGAACGGGAUUAUGGUGGUUAUGGGCAUGUUGAGUAUGGUUGUUAUUUUAUGGCAGUUUUAUGCUCAUAGCGAGAAGGAUGAUGAACGUAAGGUUUAAGGGAGAAAGAUGGUUCUCAUUGCCCGACCUUGAAAGGUUUUACUUUACCCUGACUUACCCUUAAAUUACCCUAUUUAUUUUAUCGUACCCUACUGUACAUUACCCUACCGUACCUGCUUUUCCUUACCGUGCCUUAUCCUCUUUUUACCUUACCCUAUCAUACCCUGUCCACUCUACUUUAUAUUACCCUAGGCUAGCCCUGCUCUUCUUUGACUUUGUACUAACAGUACCAAAAACAACCAGUACUACGAGUACCAAAAACAACUAGUACUACUAGUACCAUAAACAAUCAAAUUUAAUAAAAAAACUUUCAGCCGAGGACGUUAUCAAUGACAUUUUCUUCGGAAAACUAGCCCAGCCAGUCGUGUUCGACAUGGAUUUGAAGGCCUUUCUGACUAAUCGAGUGUUAGGAGCUUUAUAUUGUUGUUACCUAUUCUCUGCUCUGGCCAAACAACGAAUUACAGUUGGAGUUUUGACGCCUGGACUUAUUUGCUGUGCCAGUUUACAGGUAAUAGACUUUUUGAAUGGUUUAACGGUUGUUCAGUUGAUUUCAUAUAGUUUUAGUCCUCUUUUCAAUAUUUUUGUUUUGUUAUCUUGAUAAGCAUUAACCAAAAUUAAUAUUUUGAUCGUUGUUCAGCUAAUCUACUGGCUCCGCCGUUCCUGGAACGAUCCCUGCCGUCCCAGCUCACUGGACAAUCAGACAAACAAAGCCGGUUUUUGUCGCAUUUGGGGCGCAUUGGUAUUCCUGCCAACGCUCUACCUAACUCCAGUCACGCUGAUGGCCCAAACCUCGAAAAGUCCACAUAUUGCAUCGUGCUGUGCUCUGUUCUUGCUCGGACUACUGUUUCAGCUUUGGACUGGACUAGUUGAUGAACAGAAAAAAGAGUUUAGGGAUUGUGAUGGUCAGAUGAAGAUUGACGGUAAAGAUCCCUUCUACAUCGUGGCCAAAUAUCGAAAAGAAGGCGGAGAAGCUGCUACUAAUAUAUUAUUAGGUAGGUUUUUGGUGAAAAAGAUUCUUAUUCUUCCGUUUUAUCUAAAAUUACAAGAAAAGUUAUAGGAAAUGGGACUUAAAAGUAGUUUUGCCGAAAAAAGGAGGUUUCGAUGUUAACCAUGGCGGAAAUCGUUGGUUUUACAUAAACACUGCAAGUUUUGGCGAAAAUUUGUUUCUGCCAGAAGGAAUAUUCAAUUACCUAACUAUUGAUACCAAAUACACAUAGCUUCCCAUCAAAAAUCACUUGAUAUUACCUUAUAUUAACCAAGGCGCAUUUCAAAGUUGCACAUUUCGAAAAAAACGUCGUUUUACCUAAAAUUUCAACAAUUUAUAGUAAAAACGUACUUUCUUCUUCAAAAACAUCUUAUUACCUAUAAAAUAAAGCAGAAGACGCUUUGUUAACCAGCAAUAUCCGAUAUUAUCCAUGACUUUCAGGCAGUGGCUACUGGGGAAAAGCUCGUCAUUUCAACUACGCCACCGAAAUCCUGUCUUUCACCUGUUGGACCCUGGUAGUCCGAUGGGAUUUUAUGGUUGGCUACAUUCCAGUCCUGUUUUUGGUUGGAUUCUUGUGGCUUCGAGCGAAUCGCGACGAAUUCAGAUGCUUAUUGAAGUACCAACAUCACUGGAUGCAAUAUACGAACAAAGUUCGGUAUCAGUUCUUUCCGAGUAUUUAUUGA